Messenger RNA from Acaulospora colombiana, 483 nucleotides. The record is from the annotation of a GenBank genome assembly. NCBI's taxonomy places the organism in Eukaryota, Fungi, Glomeromycota, Glomeromycetes, Diversisporales, Acaulosporaceae.
AUGCCAGUAUCACAAUCUCUCGCAGCUCCUACUUCAAUUCUCAUUAAUGAUAACGACGACAAUAACAGUGACAAUAAUAACGACAAUAAUAACGACAACGAUAACGACGAUAAUAACGACGAUAAUAGUAAUAAUAAUAGUAACAAUAAUAGUAACAAUAAUAGUAGCAACAAUGAUAAUAGGCCGUAUUCCAAGUUAAUCGAAAGCGCAUCUCGAUCAGUUCCUUCUUUAACAUUGGUUCGAGACGUAGAUGUAUCACCCGCUCCCUCCACACCUACAUUAAAAAAACUAAAGUUUUCCUCGACCGUUCUCGUACGCGAUACGUGGACAUCGGAGGAUUAUGACCGUCGUGGCGAUCAUUCCACGUGUAAUAGGCUCACACCUUCGCUGGCUCAAAGGAUUAAGCAGGAACUUAAUGAGUACAAAAUGGUAGAAAUGCAGGUUCAUGAGGAUAGUAAAAGGAAUACACAUUUCUUUGCUUAG